CUGGUUGGCACCCUGGACGUGGUCUUGGACUCCAGCGCUCGAGUGGCCCCGUACCGCAUCCUGCACCAGACCCAGGACUCACAGGUCUACUGGACUGUGGCUUGUGGUUCCUCCCGCAAAGAGAUCACGAAACACUGGGAAUGGCUGGAAAAUAACUUGCUCCAGACACUGUCCAUCUUUGACAAUGAAGAAGAUAUCACCACUUUCGUCAAGGGCAAGAUACAUGGUAUCAUUGCCGAGGAAAACAAGAACUUGCAACCUCAAGGAGAUGAGGACCCUGGGAAAUUCAAGGAAGCCGAGCUAAAGAUGCGAAAGCAGUUUGGGAUGCCUGAGGGGGAGAAGCUGGUCAACUACUAUUCCUGCAGCUACUGGAAGGGCCGCGUGCCGCGGCAGGGCUGGCUCUACCUCACUGUCAACCACCUGUGCUUCUACUCCUUCCUGCUGGGGAAGGAAGUGAGCCUUGUGGUCCAGUGGGUGGAUGUCACUCGGCUGGAGAAGAAUGCCACCCUGCUGUUUCCUGAGAGCAUCCGUGUGGAUACCCGGGACCAGGAGCUCUUCUUCUCCAUGUUCCUAAAUAUCGGCGAGACUUUCAAGCUUAUGGAGCAGCUGGCCAACCUGGCCAUGCGGCAGCUGCUCGACAGCGAAGGCUUCCGAGAGGACAAGGCCUUGCCCAGGCCCGUCCGGCCACACAGAAACAUUUCAGUUCUAAAGAGAGACUUGGAUGCCCGUGCCAAGAAUGAAUGCUACCGGGCCACCUUCCGACUGCCCAGGGAUGAGCGCUUGGAUGGCCACACGGGCUGCACUUUGUGGACACCCUUCAAUAAGCUGCACAUCCCCGGCCAGAUGUUCAUCUCCAACAACUACAUCUGCUUCGCCAGCAAGGAGGAAGAUGCAUGCCACCUCAUCAUACCCUUGAGGGAGGUGACCAUUGUUGAAAAAGCUGACAGUUCCAGUGUCUUGCCCAGCCCUCUGUCCAUUAGCACAAAGAGUAAAAUGACCUUCCUGUUUGCCAACUUGAAAGACCGAGAUUUCCUGGUUCAAAGGAUUUCAGACUUCCUCCAGAAAACGCCCUCCAAGCAGCAGGAUAGUAUCAGUGGAGAAAGGAAAGCCAGCAUUGUGGAUGAAGACCCCAAGUCUCCCUCGACUCCUCAGGAGGUGUUGGAGCAGCCUGCCAGCCCUUCCUCCACCCUCAGUGGCUGCCCGAGUUUCUCUAUGCAAGAAGUGCCAACUGCAUCCCAGGGCCUGCUCAAACUCUUCCAGAGAAACUCACCCACGGAGGUUCUGGGGGCUAAAGGGGCGAAGGAGAAGAUGAAAGAGGAGUCAUGGAACAUCCACUUCUUUGAGUAUGGGCGCGGUAUGUGUAUGUACCGCACGGCCAAGACCCGGGAGCUCGUCCUGAAGGGCAUCCCCGAGAGCCUGCGGGGGGAACUGUGGCUCCUCUUCUCUGGGGCCUGGAACGAGAUGGUCACUCACCCUGGCUACUAUGCUGAGCUGGUAGAGAAGUCCACUGGAAAAUACACCCUGGCCACAGAGGAGAUCGAGCGAGACCUGCACCGCUCAAUGCCAGAGCACCCCGCCUUCCAGAACGAGCUUGGGAUCGCUGCGCUCCGCCGAGUGCUGACCGCCUAUGCCUUCCGGAACCCCACCAUCGGCUACUGCCAGGCCAUGAACAUCGUGACAUCAGUGCUCCUUCUCUAUGGCAGUGAGGAGGAGGCUUUCUGGCUGCUGGUGGCCCUCUGUGAGCGGAUGCUGCCUGACUACUACAACACCAGGGUGGUGGGUGCCCUGGUAGACCAAGGUAUCUUCGAGGAGCUCACAAGAGACUUCCUGCCGCAGCUCUCGGAGAAGAUGCAGGACCUGGGGGUGAUCUCCAGCAUCUCCCUCUCUUGGUUCCUGACCCUCUUUCUCAGCGUCAUGCCCUUUGAGAGCGCCGUGGUCAUUGUAGACUGCUUCUUCUACGAGGGCAUCAAGGUGGUCCUGCAAGUGGCCUUGGCCAUCCUGGAUGCCAACAUGGAACAGCUGCUGGACUGCAGUGAUGAGGGCGAGGCCAUGACAGUCCUGGGCAGAUACCUGGAUAAUGUAGUCAAUAAGCAGAGUGUUUCUCCCCCUAUCCCACACCUCCAUGCUCUGCUGACCAGUGGUGACGACCCCCCUGCCGAGGUGGACAUCUUUGAGCUCCUGAAGGUGUCUUACGAGAAAUUCAGCAGCCUGCGAGCUGAUGACCUUGAACAGAUGCGAUUUAAACAGAGGCUGAAAGUGAUCCAGUCCUUGGAGGACACGGCCAAGCGGAGCGUGGUUCGAGCUAUACCUGGAGACAUUGGUUUCUCUCUUGAAGAGCUGGAGGACCUGUACGUGGUGUUUAAGGCCAAGCACCUGGCAAGUCAGUACUGGGGGGGCAGCCACACUGCUGCCAUCCGUAGAGACCCAAGCCUGCCCUACCUUGAGCAGUACCGGAUCGAUGCCAGCCAGUUCCAGGAGCUCUUCGCCAGCCUCACUCCCUGGACCUGUGGCUCACACACUCCUGUGCUGGCAGGGCGCAUGUUCAGGCUCCUGGAUGAAAACAAGGACUCGCUCAUCAACUUCAAGGAGUUUGUGACAGGCAUGAGUGGGAUGUACCACGGGGACCUGACAGAGAAGCUCAAAGUGCUGUACAAACUGCACCUUCCCCCAGCUCUGAAUCCUGAAGAGGCCGAGUCAGCCCUGGAGGCAGCCCACUAUUUCACGGAGGACAGCUGUUCAGAAGCUUCUCCUCUGGCCUCAGAUCUGGAUCUUUUCCUGCCCUGGGAAGCACAAGAAACACUCCUGCAGGGAGAGCAAGAAGGAGCUGGCAACGAGGAUGCCCGAGAAAAAAAAGGAGAGAAGGGGACCAGCCCUCAAGACUGUCGCCACUACCUUCGAAUGUGGGCCAAGGAGAAGGAGGUUCAGAAGGAGACCAUCAAGGAUCUUCCCAAGAUGAAUCAGGAGCAAUUUAUUGAGUUAUGCAAGACACUUUACAACAUGUUUAGUGAAGACUCCAUGGAACAGGACUUGUACCAUGCCAUCGCCACUGUGGCCAGCCUCCUGUUACGCAUUGGUGAGGUGGGUAAGAAGUUUUCAGUCCGGAUGGGCAAGAAGCCCAAGGACAGUGCCUGUGGUGGGGACCACAACGAAGAUGCUGUACAGGAGGACUCCUCAGAGCCUGAGCCCCAUCAGGACCCAGCUCAAGAGCCUCAGCCACCAGCUGCAGGGGACCCCCAGGCCAAAGCUGGUGGAGACACCCAUCUUGGGAAGACGCCACAAGAGAACCAGGUGGUGGGCGAAGGGGGCAGCGGUGAAGGACAGGGUUCGCCCUCCCAGUUUCUGUCUGAUGAUGAAACCAAAGACGACAUGUCCAUGUCUUCCUACUCCGUGGUCAGCACAGGCUCGCUGCAAUGUGAAGACUUCCUGGACGACACAGUGUUGGUGGGCGGAGAGGUCAGCAACCACAUGGCCACUGCUCGCUGCGAAGGCACCGUUGACGCCGACUGGUGCAUCUCCUUUGAGCAGAUCCUGGCCUCCAUCCUGACAGAGUCUGUGCUGGUGAACUUCUUUGAGAAAAGCAUAGACAUUGGGCUCAAAAUCAAGGACCAAAAGAAAGUGGAGCGGCAGUUCAGCACGUCCAGUGACCACGAGCAGUCUGGGGUUUCUGGCUGA
This is a messenger RNA of Elephantulus edwardii (Cape elephant shrew), 3672 nucleotides long. RefSeq names its product TBC1 domain family, member 9B (with GRAM domain) (gene TBC1D9B). Gene Ontology annotation, molecular function: calcium ion binding. The record is from RefSeq and is a predicted model, not a curated record. The transcript is spliced from 21 exons. NCBI's taxonomy places the organism in Eukaryota, Metazoa, Chordata, Mammalia, Macroscelidea, Macroscelididae. Bases 307 to 3672 code for a protein of 1121 amino acids.